Dothidotthia symphoricarpi CBS 119687 is the source of this 1233-nucleotide messenger RNA. RefSeq lists its product as uncharacterized. The transcript is spliced from 2 exons. Bases 208 to 1050 code for a protein of 280 amino acids. The record is from RefSeq and is a predicted model, not a curated record. NCBI's taxonomy places the organism in Eukaryota, Fungi, Ascomycota, Dothideomycetes, Pleosporales, Dothidotthiaceae.
AACAACUUACAAACUCACUCGACAAUAUCAAUUCGAUAGUGAUAGUUCUCAAUCGGUCGAACAAGUCCACCUGGCAAGCGAAGGAAGACGUGCGAAAGAGCUAGCAGUGACUAAGGACACCGGGUUGAUCUUUGGAUCAUCAUAGUACCGACAGAGACUGUAUCUCGACUAAACUUUAACUACACUCAAAGAACUGAAUCGGUCGCCAUGGCUCCCAGGAUCUCCAACCAGUCGAUUUCACAUAACUUCCCAGCCACAAAACCCAUCAUCCACAUAUCAACAACCGAGAUCCCUCAAUAUCCUCUCCCAAACUCAACAGAAGUCCUAGACCCAACACUCAUAACGCAAGACUUCGACCUAUUGCGCUUCGAAGCCGCCGCCUUUGGUCAACUCCCAGCCAUCCACUCAGGCACAGCCAGUCCAGCAGACUCGUCGCAGACAUCCCCAGUCUCUCCAAGAUCCCCGGCAUCACCUGCAGACGCAAAGUAUUCCACAAACCUAAUAUCCUCCCCAUACAACAACCCCGGCCACUACCUCGACCUCACCACCCUCCCCCCACCCUCCCUCCUCUUCGCCAAAGCACUCACAGCGCUGAAACCCGUGCGGGGAGACUACGCAACCGCGCCCUACACCGAAGCGUUGAACUUCGACGACGUGCUCAACGUUCUACGCGAGCUUCUCCGCACAGAACGAGAUGGAGUGGGCCAAUGGGCAGAGACGAGUUUCUACGUCGUCACGUUCCGCAGCCUACUAAACGAGGGUGUGGAUCAAGAGUGGCUGUAUAGACUAGACUAUGAGAGCCAUCGCGAAGCGUGUGAAAGUGGGGGGUUGCUGAAGUACUGGUUUGGAAAGUCUGGUGGUGAUAGGAGGAAUCUCGCGACUUGCUUCUGGCACUCGCGUGAAGAUGCGUAUAAAGGUGGUCUUGGGCCGUGGCAUAAGAAGGCUAGGGCUGCGGGGAGGGAGUUGUAUGAGAAGAUUGUGUUUUCGACGCAUCGGUUUACGGUGUUGGAGGGGGUGCAGGGGUAUAGGUUUGAGGAUUGGAGGGAGUAAGAUGAGGUUGGAGAUUGUUUCGAGUGUGUUUUACAUGGGUGAGUGCAUACAAGGACAAGAUAAAGGUUUACCGAGAUCAAGCGUCUCCACUGGGAAAUGCAUGAAGAGAAUACGCUUGGAAAUUUUAAAGUAGUAAUUUUAGAUGGCUUGAGCUCUGAUAGUUGGAAACAGUAAACCAAAGCG